CCACCUCCCCCCAAGAAGUAUUAUCUGGUUGAAAAACACGCGUUUGGUUCCAUCCCUGAGAUAAUUGAAUAUCACAGGCACAAUGCAGCAGGACUUGUCACAAGGCUGCGGUACCCAGUCAGUGCAAAGGAGAAGAAGGCGCCCACCACUGCGGGAUUCAGCUACGAAAAAUGGGAGAUCAACCCUUCAGAGCUGACCUUUAUGAGGGAGCUGGGGAGUGGACUGUUUGGAGUGGUGAGGCUUGGCAAGUGGCGCGCUCAGUACAAGGUAGCGAUCAAAGCUAUUCGGGAAGGCGCGAUGUGUGAGGAAGAUUUUAUAGAAGAAGCUAAAGUGAUGAUGAAACUGACACACCCGAAGUUAGUGCAGCUUUACGGUGUAUGCACCCAGCAGAAGCCGAUUUACAUCGUUACCGAGUUCAUGGAGAGGGGCUGCCUUCUGAAUUUCCUCCGACAGAGACAAGGGCAUUUUAGUAGAGAUGUGCUGCUGAGCAUGUGUCAAGAUGUGUGUGAAGGGAUGGAGUACCUGGAGAGAAACAGCUUCAUCCACAGAGAUCUGGUAAAUUAUGAACUAUCCGAUUCCCCUUCAUUGUCCAAAUUCCUUCGUAACGUGGGGUCCGCCAAUGAGCAAUGAU
Messenger RNA from Myotis lucifugus (little brown bat), 631 nucleotides. RefSeq names its product tyrosine-protein kinase Tec-like. Gene Ontology annotation, molecular function: ATP binding; non-membrane spanning protein tyrosine kinase activity. Bases 202 to 630 code for a protein of 142 amino acids. The transcript has 4 exons. Gene Ontology annotation, biological process: integrin-mediated signaling pathway; tissue regeneration; regulation of platelet activation. NCBI's taxonomy places the organism in Eukaryota, Metazoa, Chordata, Mammalia, Chiroptera, Vespertilionidae. The record is from RefSeq and is a predicted model, not a curated record.